Messenger RNA from Tarenaya hassleriana, 2397 nucleotides. RefSeq lists its product as uncharacterized. The coding region runs from base 1 to 2061 and encodes 686 amino acids. The transcript has a single exon. NCBI's taxonomy places the organism in Eukaryota, Viridiplantae, Streptophyta, Magnoliopsida, Brassicales, Cleomaceae. The record is from RefSeq and is a predicted model, not a curated record.
AUGGACGAGAUAGAGUUUUCUUUCCACGACCAUCCUUUGCACCGUUCAGGCGCGUUUUCUAUUUGGUGCGACGGAUGUUCUCAACCAGGUUACUCCUCGGACGGCUACCGUUGUUCAGAGUGCUAUCGAGAUUUCUUCAUGCAUCAGAAAUGCGCCGAGUCACCUCUUGUGAUCGACCACUCUUCUCACCACCAACACCCCCUUAACCUCUCCUGCGUUCCGGCUAGCAAACCAUGUCAUUUAUGCGAUGGACACGUGUCGGAUGUGGGUUAUGGGUGUUCAGCAUGUGACUUGUGGUUGCACAUAAGUUGUUCCAGAAACCCACCCUCUCAUGUUAUCGAAAACCCGAAGGCUCACGAGCAUUCACUCACCCUCUUCCUCAUGCCGAAUGAGAUAGAGCUGUUCAUCUGCCACAUAUGUGGUUAUUGUUGCUUCCAUUCUGCCUACGUAUGUAGCCAAUGUGAGUUUUUCUUCCACGUCAAUUGUGUCAACCUCUCACCAGAAAUAAAACACCCUUCCCACCCUUCCCACCCUCUCCAACUCCUCAUGGACGGCGCCCCUCGUUACUCCGAUGGCAAGUGUUGCCUUUGCGGUGACGAGUUUGAGAAAGGACGGCUCUAUCAUUGUUCCCUCUGUAACUACAGCUUGAAUCUGGACUGCGUAAAGUGCCCGCCACCGCUGACUCAUAAGAGCCCUAAAACCCACGAGCACAAACUCACCCUCAUUCCCCGACACCUCUCCUUCACCUGCAAUGCUUGCGGGAAGAACGGCGAUCGAAGUCCCUAUGUUUGUCUUCAAUGCAAUUUCAUGAUCCAUAGAAAGUGUUUCGAUUUACCUCUUCUCAUCAAUAUUAAUCGUCAUGAUCACCGUAUCUCUCGCACUUACCUUCUUGGUCUAAAGUUUUUCGACCAUGAUUGCGCGGUGUGUCACCGAAAGGUUGAUUGGCCCUAUGGAGGUUAUAUUUGCUCCUCAUGCCCUAACUUCGUUGCUCAUCCCGAUUGUUCAACGACACCAAGUGUGUGGGACGGGAAAGAACUCAUAGGAACCCCCGAAGAAAUAGAAGAUAUGGAGCCGCCGUUCAAAGUGAUAGACGACAGCUUGAUAAACCAUUUUACUCACGAGGAACACAACCUCAGGCUCAACAACAAGGAUGACAUCGCUUGCGAUGAAAGAAUUAUAGAAUGCAAAGCAUGCAUUCGUCCUGUGUAUUCCGAUCCGUUCUACAGUUGUACUCAAUGCAACUAUAUUCUUCACGAAACAUGCGCCAAUCUUCCUCGGACAAAGCGACAUCCGCUGUUUGCUGAGAAGCUUACUCUGGUGGGCGGUUCUACGUACUUGCAAGAUUCUUUCACUUGUCAUGCUUGUGACCGACGUUCCACGGGUUUCAGGUACUGUGUACGGAAAUUGGAUUACGCAGUAGACGUACAGUGCAUCUCCAUUUCGGAACCGUUAAACCACGAUAGUCAUCCCCAUCCCUUAUACUUUGUUGACCGUUGUAGAGGGAAUUGCGAAGCUUGCGGCAAAUUGGGUUAUUUAGGCUUCAGAUGCAUUAGGGAGGAAUGUGAAUACUUUCUGCACUACGGAUGUGCAGUGUUGCCGAAGAUGGUAGAGAAACACAAGGCAGAUGAUCAUCCACUCUUCCAAUGCUACGGGGAAGAUAUAGAUGCAACCGGGCGAUAUUGGUGCGAUAUAUGCGAGAGAGAAGUGGAUCCAAAGAGAUGGUUCUACACGUGCGACCGUUGUUGUACCACUUUCCACAUAGAUUGCGUGCUUGGAGACCUUUUCAUGGGUCACGCGGCGGGAAGCAUGUUCACGACCAAAGCAUUCGAUAUUGUAGCACCGAAUCGACAAGUCCAAGUGGUAGCAAACAAUGGCAUAUGUCGACCCUACUGCGACGUGUGUAAAUCUCGUUGCAAAGCCUCCUUGAUUCUGAAGACACGUGACGACGCUGGUCUGUUCAUCUGUUCUUCUCCUUGUCUUCGUCACUUUAUUCCUCCGGUUGGGGUUGGUGAAAAGGCCCAAUUGAUCCCCAGCGGAUUAAUUGAGGAAUGGUUCACAUGAUGGACACAUGAAAAAUCGAAGGAGAGCGAAUCUGCAAUUCAAUCAAAAACACAUUGUUUUCUGCAGAGCAUGAUGCUCUUGAUCUUUCUCUGAUUCACAUCUCUGUCAGCAUCUCCUCCUUGAAUUCUUUCAGGGACGUAUCCAAUUUCCCAGCUUCUGCAUUUGAUAGCUUUGCCAGCUGUUCAAAAUUUUCAGAUUUUUAAAAGAUGAUCGUUUCCACAUAUACUCGAACGUAAACAUCGUCCUUGGAUCUGAUUCUUGAUUCACAGAUCCAAUUUCCGAUUCCCGGGUUUAUUUGCCCAGCCCUGGUCCCAAACACUCCAUCUAUGUGUUAGU